This is a messenger RNA of Daphnia pulex (common water flea), 1027 nucleotides long. Its product is annotated as nucleoredoxin-like protein 2. Bases 409 to 843 code for a protein of 144 amino acids. The transcript is spliced from 5 exons. The record is from RefSeq and is a predicted model, not a curated record. NCBI's taxonomy places the organism in Eukaryota, Metazoa, Arthropoda, Branchiopoda, Diplostraca, Daphniidae. Gene Ontology annotation, biological process: sensory perception; photoreceptor cell maintenance.
CAGAGUUAUGGAUGGGUCAAAAAUACAUGAAGCAACGAGUGAAGCAAUAAGUCAACAGGGUGAAAGUCGAUUAGAAAACAUUUAACUCAGGUUAAAGUCUAUUUAUACAGUGAACUACGUGGUAUAGUUAAUCCUAUGGUGACUAAAACAAAGUUUUACCUUAUCUAACUAUCUUUUCCAACAAACAACACCUACAACAUGAACACCUAGGCCUACGUACUUUUUUUCGCUUUCUUAUCUAGUUUUACAAUUGUCUGAUAGGUACAAUACACCAAAGUUGUGGUCUGUGUUUUAAGAGCAAAAUAGCGUUUGCAGUCUACUUAGUGUAAUUCGUUGAAUAGCCUGGAUUCUGGAUACAACGGUCUUGUCAUAAUUCUUCCUUCUGCCGUUUACAAUUCAUAAUUAAAAAUGGAUAUGCUUAGUGGUCAACAACUUGUGAACAAGCAAAAGCAGGGUGUGCACGCUGAAGUUGCUCUUCAAAAUAAGGAUAUUAUUUGCUAUUAUUUUUCAGCCCACUGGUGCCCUCCUUGCCGCAUGUUUACCCCAAUCCUAGCAGACUUCUACAGGGAUUUGGAAGCUGUAGGUGCUCGCCUUGAAUGUAUAUUCGUUUCCUCUGACCGAAGCGAAAACGAGAUGAUACAGUACAUGGUAGAAUCACAUGCUGAUUGGCUCGCAAUUCCAUGGGGAACACAGCUUGCUGGGACUUUAAAAUCUAAAUAUGGUGUAAGUGGUAUUCCUUGCCUGGUGGUGGUUAAGAAAGAUGGGACGAUUAUCACAAAAGACGGAAGAAGUGAUGUUCAUCGCUUCGGUGCGAGCUGUUUCCAGCAGUGGGCGAAUGCCUAAAAAUGCGUGCAAUAAUACUGUUUUUUCUCGCUGUUGUUUUGAACUCCUUCACAGUGCUGACCCCAAGUCUUACAGAACAAACAAUUUCUGCCACCCCCCUUCCGAAAAAAAAAGAAGACGAAAUAAAUGUUCACUGUUCGUUAUUUCUAUACCAGCGAGUUUAAUACACAUAAUUUCCCAAUAA